Melopsittacus undulatus (budgerigar) is the source of this 8287-nucleotide messenger RNA. RefSeq names its product fibronectin leucine rich transmembrane protein 2 (gene FLRT2). Gene Ontology annotation, molecular function: protein binding. Bases 665 to 2653 code for a protein of 662 amino acids. The transcript has 3 exons. NCBI's taxonomy places the organism in Eukaryota, Metazoa, Chordata, Aves, Psittaciformes, Psittaculidae. The record is from RefSeq and is a predicted model, not a curated record.
GCCACCACCGAGGAGCGGCUGCAGCGGCGGAAAAGUUUUGGUGUGGGGGGCCAGAGGCGCGGAGGGGGAUUAUGAUCGGUGCCGGCGAGGGAUUCCCAGACACCGCCAGUUGGAAUACCAACCCCAGAAACCAAAGGAAACUUAAGACAUGCUGAGUUGUUCUCCUUCUGGGCUGCUCCAAGGGUGCGAGAAGGCCUACUGAAUGAAGCUCAGAAUAGCCUCCCAAAGUAGUACACUUAGGCGGGCCAGAUCUGGCAGAUAGCUGAUAUGAAGACUUUUCUGACUUCAGAAGGCUGAGUGUAACACCAACAGACUUCACUGAAAGGAAAUAUCCCUCCAAGCAACUCAUACACAGAAGACUUUUGGUAGCUUUAAAUUAGUCUGUUGCUCACCCACAAGGACACAGCUAUUUGUUUCAGCACACAUGGAGGAAGGCAACGAACUUUGUAACCCUGGCUAAUAAGACGUUGGCUUUCUUAUCAAAAGUAGGAAGUAGACCAAUUAUAAAAGGAUUAUUUUAUACUUAGCCUCCAAGACUUUAACUCUGGCCUGAACACUGGACAUGAAUAGAAGCCAGUUUUAAUGACCUGAGAUUUUGCUACGUGUGCUUCAUUAUUGCUAUCAGUUCUUUAACACUUUGGUACUUUAUUUCUUUAAAUUAGAAAUGGGUUUGUGGACUAGAAUGUGGCCCACAGAUUGGGCUGUUCUCCUGAAAUCAUGGCUUAUCUUUUCCCUGGGGCUGUACAUGCAGGUCUCCAAAACUUUGGCCUGCCCAAAAGUGUGCCGCUGUGAUCGAAACUUUGUGUACUGUAAUGAGCGAAGCUUGACCUCAGUGCCUCUUGGGAUACCAGAGGGUGUAACCGUCCUCUACCUCCAUAAUAACCAAAUUAAUAAUGCUGGAUUUCCUGCAGAGUUGCACAAUGUCCAGUCUGUGCACACAGUCUACCUGUAUGGCAACCAAUUGGAUGAAUUCCCCAUGAACCUGCCCAAGAAUGUCAGGGUUCUCCACCUGCAGGAAAACAACAUUCAGACCAUUUCUCGGGCUGCCCUUGCUCAGCUUUUGAAGCUGGAGGAGCUACACCUGGAUGACAACUCCAUAUCCACUGUUGGUGUUGAGGAUGGGGCAUUCCAGGAAGCCAUCAGCCUCAAGCUUCUGUUCUUGUCCAAGAAUCACUUAAGCAGUGUACCAGUAGGCCUUCCAGUGGACUUACAAGAACUUCGAGUAGAUGAAAACCGAAUUGCUGUCAUUUCAGACCUGGCCUUCCAGAAUCUCACAAGUCUGGAGCGUCUGAUAGUGGAUGGCAAUCUUCUUACUAAUAAAGGCAUAGCUGAAGGUACCUUCAGCCACCUCUCCAAGCUCAAGGAAUUCUCCAUAGUGCGGAAUUCACUGACCUAUCCUCCUCCUGAUCUUCCAGGUACCCAUCUGCUAAGGCUCUACUUGCAGGACAACCAGAUAACCCAUAUACCACUUACAGCCUUUUCAAACCUCCACAAACUGGAACGUCUUGAUAUUUCCAACAAUCAACUUCGGAUGUUGGUAAAGGGGGUAUUUGAUAAUCUUCACAACCUGAGGCAACUCACUGUAAGGAAUAAUCCCUGGUUGUGUGACUGCAGUAUUAAGUGGGUCACUGAAUGGCUCAAAUUUAUUCCUUCUUCCAUCAAUGUACGGGGUUUUAUGUGCCAGGGACCAGAGCAGGUCCGAGGUAUGGCAGUCAGGGAGCUCAAUAUGAAUAUGCUGUCAUGCCCUACCACCACCCCUGGUCUGCCACUUAUCAUCACCUCAGUCCCAGCUACAGCCAUCUCAACUCCAUUAGCUCCCACCUCAUCGUUUCCUCCCCCAGGUAGCAAAUACAAUCCUCUCACUCCCACCAUAGCCACGCUCCCCACUGUGCCUGACAGGGAGAACAGAGAAAGGGUGACACCUCCUAUAUCUGAAAGGAUUCAACUCUCCAUCCAUUUUGUGAAUGAUACUUGCAUCCAAGUUAACUGGAUGUCCCUUUUUACUGUGAUGGCAUAUAAGCUCACAUGGGUUAAAAUGGGCCAUAGUCUGGUAGGAGGAAUUGUUCAGGAACGUAUAGUUAGUGGUGAGAAACAACACUUAAGUUUGGUAAAUCUGGAGCCCAAAUCCACCUAUCGGAUUUGUUUGGUUCCACUGGAUACUUAUAAUAAUUACCAAACCGGAGAAGACACUGUCUGUUCAGAAGCCACAACCAAGGCUACCUUUUUGAGCAAUGGCAGCAACAUCCCCUCCAGCCAUGAGCAGACGACUUCUCAGAACCUGGGCUCCCCAUUUCUGCUGGCAGGGUUGAUUGGGGGUGCAGUGAUAUUUGUCCUCGUGGUCCUGCUCAGCAUUUUUUGCUGGCACAUGCACAAAAAAGGGCGUUACACCUCCCAGAAGUGGAAAUACAACCGGGGCCGUCGGAAAGAUGACUACUGCGAGGCAGGGACCAAGAAGGACAACUCCAUCCUGGAGAUGACGGAAACCAGCUUCCAGAUUGUCUCCUUAAAUAAUGAUCAGCUCCUUAAAGGAGAUUUCAGACUGCAGCCCAUUUAUACCCCAAACGGGGGCAUUAACUACACAGACUGCCACAUCCCAAACAAUAUGCGAUACUGCAACAGCAAUGUCUCAGACCUGGAGCACUGUCAUACGUGAUAGUGAAGGGAGAUGGGGGUGUCUAGGACAAAGAGAAAAAACUCUGGGAAAAAUAACCCCCCAAACAACAGUGAGAAAAUUACAUUUGAUAAAUGUUACAAAGAUGCAUUUAUGCAUUUGAAUACUCUGUAAUUUAUACGGUGUACUAUAUAAUGGGAUUUAAAAAAAAGUGCUAUCUUUUCUAUUUCAAGUUAAUUGCAAAUGGUUUUGUAACUCUUUGCUUUUUAAAUCUUUAAAAAAAAUAUUGCUAAGUACUGUACAGGGUUGUACAAUAAGAACCCAAUGUCAUGGCAAAGGAAAGAAUGACUCAUUCUUCAAACAUUAACCACUUUGCUGUCGAAGCUGUCUGAAGGAUGUUAAGUUUCUAGGUGUCCUGUAGUACAGGAAAAUAAGUGCAUAUUAAAACAGGGUCACUAGGAACAGAUAAAAGCAAUUCAGAUAAAAUGGGUGCAACCCUUCUGACUUGAACCCAGCAGUUACUGAUGAACAUCAAAUAAUUGGAAAUACUUCUGUUACCCUUUGUCAGUUGUGCAUUUCCUACCUCCAACAGAAAACUGGAGUUCUGAGUGCUACCAAAAAGGUCAUGUUCUUCUUUGAUUACUUUUUCCCCAACAUACUUGGAAUAGGAAAGGCAGACAGAGCUCAGUGUCAAACUCAAAGUGACCUUGAUUCCUAUUUACAAAAUCUACUCUGAAAAUCUCCCCCAACACUAUAUACCUUUAAGAUAGAAAAUGUCCCUGCUUUUCAUUAUGAUUAAGAAGCUUUAGGCAUUCUCUGACCCUUCUCAGUGGGAGAUGAAGGUUAUCAGUAUGUAUCAGAUAGCUGUCAUUAAGUCGCACCUCUCUUUAAUAGAGCAGCAUUUGUUGACACAGCAUGUUCAGGUAAAGCCUGAAUGCGUGAAAUUCUGUGUGCUCCCAGCUCUGCAGUAUUCAUGUAGUGUUUGGAAUCUAAAAGUGUAAAUUGCUGAAAACAUGGUGCAAAAAAUGACGCCAAUGGAAAGGUUUCUAUUGACUUUUAGGGUUCAGGCCCUAUUUGGUUUAGGGAUUGGAGUUCAGUACAGAGAAGUAGGGGAAAAAAUCCAAAAACAAAGCGUGAACAAACAGAGAAAAAAAAGAAAGAUCUUUUAAAAAUUAUUUAUUAUUGGAGAGGCCUCCAAGCCUGUUAUGAACUGAAAUUUGUUCAGCAGGGAAAAUAAUGUGUAAAUUCUGUUUGUUUGUUGUUUUUUUUUCCUCCCUUAUCCAGAGGGAUAGAGAGACAAACAUUAACUAAGUAUUCGAUUAGCUGAGGAAUUUUGAGAACACAAGUACACACUGUCCCUCUGAAUUUCCUUUUUUAAUCUUCACCUUUUGGAAGUCUUCCACAAUGUUCUGUGCUUUAUAAGCAGUAGGUGGGCUUAGAAUUUGCCUUUUUUGUUCCCUCAAAUUCUUUGGCUGGAAUACCUUCUGAGUCCUUGAGCUUUUCACGCACUAUGUGAAACAUCAUGCUUGUAUUAAAACCAUGCUGCUGCUCUCAAAAUUAUAUAAUGUUCCAGCCGCUCCAUUGACUCUGUGACUGCCAAGAACUCUCUUUUUAUUGCCAGCUCAGUGGUGAAAUCUAAUUCUUUAUUUCUUUCAGUUUGUUUUUUUUUAAUGCAGCUCACCUUUUUGUUUGUGGACAAGCAAAAGUUCACAACAAAGAGAAAAGAGAGAAAAUUUUCCUGAGGGAACCAAAGAGAAGACUUUUUAGAGUGACAAACUAGGGACAAAGAGAAGUUGUUAGAAGUGGAUUGGAAGUAAAGGCUGAAGCACUUUCACUGAGAAAUGCAUAGAUAUUUCACUUUAUGAGGCUGCUUAUAUUGGGAGAGAGGGUUUUAAUGCUUUCCUUUGCUCCUUUCUCUCAACCCAUUCUUGAAACCUAGCAGUCUAUGAGUGUGCAGUUUCUAUGACAAUAUUCAUUUUUUGCAAUAGCAAAAUGAAUCCAGUUAUUAUUGAUGGCAAAGUACAAUCAUUGUGUAAGAAGCAGCAUCCUUCCCCCAACACCUUUUAUGAUCACAUUUUGAAAUUCCACUCUAUAUUCUGUAUAUUUGCUAUUUUAUCCAGCUAUUACAGGUAUUUUAGGAAACCUGUAUGGCUACUGUAAUAAUAAAGUCACUGAAAUUUUGCUAAAUAAAAGGCUGCCAUAUGAUUUCAAAUGGGAUAAUUCUAGGUAGAAAUGUCUAUGCAAAGCAUUAUUUUUUUCUGUGACCUAUUUACUGAAGAUUGUGAUGGAAAGGUUGAUACUUUUGUUUUGUUUGUUUAAUGUUUUAGAUGCCAAAGCCCGCAAGACAAACAGCAAAUAGUUGUGCUUAUGCACACUUCCAUUGCAUGCUGGAGUUUGUAUGAAAUUAAAUAGAGCCGGAGAUUCUCAUUGGGUGUGGAUGUAGUAUUUAAUUUCACUGAAAUAACUAUCUGUAUGUUUGAUUUCAAAGGACAUCCUUUGAAAGUAUGUGCUUACUAGAAUUUCAUACUUCAGUGACUAGUGCUGGAGGAAUCUUUGUCCUCCUUGAUGAACGUCUUUUGUUCUAGUCCUCAGGAUACCAUAGUUCCAAAAUGAGCUAGGCGCCUUAGUUGUAGCAAAUGACUUAUUCAGGGAGUACAGCCAUACUGCAGGUGAAUGAUCCACAAGCCCAAACUGAUGACGAAUUAGCUGUCCUAACAGGGUGAAAACAGAAGGCUUCCACGAACUGCUCUUUUUGAUCUCAGAUGACGAAACAUAUAUAUCUCUCUGUGGACUACUACUCACUUAGAUCAAAAAUCAAAAUAAUAUUAAAGAUAGUAUUAUGCUUCUUUUCAGUAUGAAGAAGAGUAUAUAUAUAUAUAUUGGCAUGGGAUACUCUUUUCUAUAAAUACUCAUUUGAAAAAUGUAGCAAACCACUUAUACCAAAAUUCGUGUUUAGAGCUGGAACUAUUAUCUAAAAAUUUUACAGCCAUAGUCAACUGAAAGGUCAUAUGUUUCAUUUGAGGAAUGUUUCUCCCAGUUCUAAUUGCUAUCCACCUGUGAAAUGGCUAGUCUAUUUCAGCCUGCAAUAGAGUCCAGGACUUUUCAAAGUGUCAGCCACACAAGCAGCUGAGACUUCAUUUCAGGUCACAACUAGAUAAACACAGAAUGGGCAAUUUUCACUAGGUAAAGGAUUUGGAACAAGUCAGAAUUAAAAAUGGGGAAUGAUCUUUUGGUGAUGUAAAGUUUAAGAAUAGCAGGGUUUUGCUUAGGCUUCAUAAAACUAGGAUCAUUUUCCCUUGGUGCCAAUGUCUGAUCGCAGAUACUAACUAAAGUCUACAGAGCAGAAGUCACAAAUAUGUGGUUAUACAACUUACCCAAAAUGUUCAUUUCCAGACCCUGAAUUGAACAGGCUCACAGGGUCUGGAGGAAAAUGAGUGGUUUACAGACAAUCUCACCUGUCUUCUGUUGUAUACUGUUAGUAGCUGGCAUAAAUGUACAGAAAGAAUUGGUGAGUGGAAUAAAAUAAAUGUUUAGGUGAAAUUAUUUUAAAGCAGUAUCACAACUAAUAUGUUGUGAUACGGCUUUGCUGAGUCCUUGGGUUCCUUCUGGAGACUUACUUGCAAGCAGGUCCCCAUUUUCACAGGCUCUGUCACUGUAACAAAUGUUCCUUGCAUGUAGCUUUGCUGGCAGAAAUGGACACCUGAUAAAUGCAUGGACUUUGUGGUAACGCAUUCUUAUUGGAGACAUUAUUAUUGAGUUUAUUCAUAAGAAUAUUUAGGGAUUAGGUUAUUUUGGGCAGGAAAGUUAUUAGCAGUUUUCCCUGUAAGCCAAUAAAGGACUAUGAUGAAUGUCAAGUAAAAUAGAAAAAUGAAGUAGCUGUUUUAUAUGCUGUUUGCUACUAGAAUAGCUCGACUGUAUUUUUCUGUCAAUCAUUUUCUCUUUCCAUGAGAGAAAAUUUCUCCCUCUGAGAAAUACAUUGAUUUUAAUUUUGCAAACAAAAUAACUUUAUGCAUAUUGUGGUGGUGUUAUGGUUUUAAGGGUCUACAUAAGGCACUUUAUUAAUUAUAUUGAAAUGAAAGUUCAGCCUCAGCUUUUGACAGUGAAGUGGUUAAUUCUCAUUGAGUUCUCCAUUUAUAGUACUUCUUCACCUUAAAUUUAACAUGGAGAUAUUAAAGUUUUUUCUUUAGAACAUGAGAAUGAUGGUUUUACUUAUGACUUAUCUUUCCAGCUCAGUGGAAAAACAAAAUAGAAAUGAGUGCCAAAACCAAGAUUUACUGGCUCUGAGCCUCAUCAAAUCUUGCCUGAUGCUCUCUUCUAAACACAGAGGUAAUCCUAGGAAGCUGAUGACCACUCCUUCCCUGAACUCGACUGAACAGGGCAUGUUGUAUCCCAAAUGAUACUUCAGGCAAUAUUGAAGCAUUUAUCAUUAAACUUCUGUACAGCAAACAAUGUCUUGAUCUUUAAAAGAAUGCUGGCUAGUGGUCCAUCCAGAAAACUAGUACAAAAGAGAUUUGGCAGGCUUUUAUUAUAUUAUACUGGGGCUCUGUGGAAAUGUGCCUCAUGAGAGCUAAAUUAUGAUAGAGAUAAGCUUCUAAAAAAUGCUAUCUUCACUUGGUCCCAAAUACCUGAAGAUGAUAUUUCAUAAAAUUGAAUUUAACUGAGAUAUGCGCACUUGAUUCUGUUCUGUGUUUGAUAUAUUUUAUAUCUUUAACAUGGAAAAAUAGAUGGUUUGAAGUCUGCGUUAUCUGUUUUCUGCAAUCUGCCAUGUUGCACGCAUUGUUAACUUCAAAACCUCACUAUACACUAUAUAUUAUCUUGUUGGCAUAUUCAGUAAAGAGUUAUUUAAAAAAUACAACAAUCCUGCUGUAUUUAUAUGAAUAAGCUAAUUAAAAUAAGGAUUUGAUUAUCUAAAAAGGAAAUCAGAAAAACAAAAAUAUCUAUCUAUCUUCUGGGCUUUUAUUCCUGGAAAUAUUUCCAAAUAUUUUACUCUAUGUCCACAUUCUCUUCAGAUUCUAAAAGACAAAUAUUUUCAUCUCUGUCUCUCAAAGUGUUAAACCAUUUGUUACUUUAAUUUGUCAGAUUUAAUCUUUUCUUUAUAAGACUCAUUCUGAUACACGUAUAGGAAAGCACUGCAAAACAGGAACAGAUUGUAUCCCAGUUUGCAUUAAAUAGGUACACUUAAGCAGCUAUACACGUCUAUAAGAAAUAUACAUAUGUGGAAGCUGUGAUCAAUUAUAUGCAUAGUCAUUUGGUACAUGCAUUUUUCAUUCAUCCUUGACAACCUUAAGCAUUUUACCUAAUAUUAUCUAUUUCCUUGAAAUGAGAUGUGAUAUUUUUUUUCAAUUAUCCCUUCAAAUUUGCCCUUGAAUUCUCAGAAUGCACAACAUUCAGAUAUAGGCCUUAAUAAAUUUUAGUAUAUCUUAUACCUAGCAUAUAUGGUAAUAUAUUCAGUAUAUCUAAAGAGAUCCUUUAGCUACUUAGAAAUGAAAAUUACCCCUUUUCUAGCUACAUAUGUAAGAACUAAUUUUAGGCAUUGCUAGAACCAGGAAUCUUGAAUGUUACUAUGUCACUUAAAAGCUUAGAAAUGUAAUAUACCUGAGUGUCACAAUUUCCCUAUAAAUUCUUAUUCUCUGACUUAACCUUGAAUAUUAAAUAAAACUACCAAAAGCUGCUGUA